This is a messenger RNA of Phycodurus eques (leafy seadragon), 2837 nucleotides long. RefSeq names its product core histone macro-H2A.2. Gene Ontology annotation, molecular function: DNA binding; protein heterodimerization activity; structural constituent of chromatin. The record is from RefSeq and is a predicted model, not a curated record. The coding region runs from base 351 to 1463 and encodes 370 amino acids. Gene Ontology annotation, cellular component: nucleosome. The transcript has 9 exons. Lineage: Eukaryota; Metazoa; Chordata; Actinopteri; Syngnathiformes; Syngnathidae.
GUUUGUUUGUUUAUAAUGGCUUUCGAGGCGUCCCCUUCCUACUACUGGGGGCGUUCUCGUCGACUUUUUUUUCCCCCUCUGGAGCAUCAGUAGCACAGAGCCAGCCCGCGUCCGGUCGGUGCGAGUCCUUCUUGCGGUAUUAUUAUUAUUUUUUUUUAUUUUUAAAAAAAUAUUAUUCCCCCCCCCCCCCCCCCUCUUCCCUCCGAGGGGGAAAACUAACCUCGGCCGGUGGACGCCACAGCGGCCAAUUAAGACUUCGCGAGCCGUGUCGCUGUCGCUGAGGUUUCGUCUGCUGUGGCGUCGGCGCGUGCUCGUCGCGCGUGACCAGGAGGACAGAAAAACAGAUCAAGAUGUCUGCCAGAGGGGGGAAAAAGAAGGCCACCAAGCUGUCCCGCUCAACCCGGGCAGGGGUCAUCUUCCCUGUUGGCCGAAUGAUGAGGUAUCUGCGGACUGGCACACAUAAAUAUCGCAUCGGCAUGGGGGCGCCCGUCUACAUGGCAGCGGUCAUCGAGUACUUGGCAGCUGAGAUUUUGGAGUUAGCCGGAAAUGCUGCACGAGACAACAAGAAAGGCAGAAUAACUCCCAGACAUAUUAAGCUGGCUGUGGCCAAUGAUGAGGAGCUUAACCAGCUUCUUCGGGGUGUGACCAUAUCAAAUGGAGGAGUGCUGCCUCGCAUUCACCCAGAGCUUCUUUCCAAGAAGAGAGGAAGCAGAGUCAAAGUGGACAGCCAGGCAUCCGUCCCCGAGAAGCAGGAAUUACGCUCCAAAAGCACCAAAGCCGUCAAACCCUUGAAAAAGGUUAAGGGCAAACGAGGGCGAAAGUCAAAGCGCACGGACAACGACAAAGAAUCUGUACCAAACUCCACGGCCGAAGAUGGUCCAGGAGAUGGAUUUACCAUCCUCUCAGCCAAGAGCCUGUUCCUUGGUCAAAAGCUUUCUCUUACAGUGACUGAAAUCGGCAAAAUUGGAACAAUCAAGGUGGAUGCUAUAAUUAACCCAACAAAUGCAGAGAUGGACCUCAAAGACGGCGUAGGCAACGCUUUGGAAAAGGCAGGAGGCCAAGAAUUCCUGGAAGAAGUGAAGGAGCUACGGAAAGCACAGGGACCUUUGGAGGUGGCAUCUGUGGCAGUGAGCCAGGCCAGUGGAAUGACAGCCCGCGUCAUCAUUCACUGCAAUUUUCCUCAGUGGGGGUCAGAGAAGUGUGAGGAACACCUAGAAAAGACCGUGGAGAACUGCCUCUCGGCUGCAGAGGAGAAGAAGCUCAAGUCUUUGGCUUUCCCGUCACUCCCUGCCGGACGGAAUGGCUUCCCAAAGCCAACAGCUGCCCAGCUCAUCCUCAAGGCCAUCUCCAACCACUUUGUGUCAUCCACCAACUCCUCUCUGAAAAACAUAUACUUUGUUGUGUUUGACAGCGAGAGCAUCGGGAUCUACCUUCAAGAAAUGGCAAAGUUGGACUCCAAGUGAGGAUCUUAGUUGUUGAUGUUUCUUGGUGUGUCUCGCCGAUGGUGUCGAGAGCUGAUUAACUACGGUGCCCUGGAAAUGCAAAACAAUAUAACAAAUUGUGAAACACGUUUGCAUUUCAGGAAACGCCCGGAAAGGGAACAUCCCAUUUCACAGACAUUCUUAGGAAUGCCACGCAAGACCCGCCCCACUUCAACAUGAUUGGCUCCUGCAUCGCGGGAAGGGUAGGCUACGCAGAUGUCCAUCCCAAAUAUCUUUUUUUUUUUUUUUAAAAACUAAGAAGUUUAUUAUGGUGAGGUUUAGGAGUUGGGUUGGGGUUACGGCAGUUUAGGAUGAGUUAAGGUUCGGAUGAUGGAGGGUAAGGCUAGCGAACGCCGGGCACCGCAGCCGAACCCGACUGAACUCGGGCGCAAUGUGCGUGGGUUGGCCGCCGUUUCCUUGAGCGGCCGAUCGGUCGGCCGCUGGUUUUGACGCGCUGAAAAAUUUGAAUCUCCGUUGCGCGGCGUCUUCACGUCCCGUCUUCCAUUCAAUUAAAUUCAAUUCCGCUACGCUGAAAAUACAUUUGCGGGUUUGCGAGCCGUGCUCAAGUCCUAAAUAGUACAUAGAGCAUCAAAUGUUGUUUAACAUCGAUGCUAAACUAUAUUCAUAAUGUAUGUGUGUGUCGAUGAAAAGCAUAGCUUGUGACCAGAAUGUAUGCAAGGUAGAUCCCUCGCUCGGUACGUUAAAAAAAAUGAAUGGAGCCAGCAUCCUCUCUCUUUAACAACCUGCUUCUUCCUCAACUCUUAAUCUACCUUUUUAUGGUUGAAGAAAUGUGAUCAAGUACAAUAUAUUGUAUAUACAGCAUCAAAUGCCUAUAUAGGCUCGCUGUUCAGGGCGUCCAUAUAUACAAUCGCUAUUUGGGAUGGACAUCUCGUUACAUCUGCGUAGUAGCCUACCCUUCCCGCAAUGCAGGAGCCAAUCACGUUGAAGCGGGGCAGGUCUCGCCGAGAAAGGGCGUAGGAUUUCUAACGUCUGUGAAAUGGGACGUUCCCUUUUCCCGGCGCGUCUUCUUUUUGUGAAUUUGUUUUCUGAAAUGUAAAAAUGUUUCACUUCCAGGCCACCGUCGAUAACCGUAGUGGAUCGAAGUGAAAUUAAGAGGGAAAUGUGAGUUGAGUGGAAAGCUGUUGACCUUUAUGUUGCUGUCCCUUAUAGAUUAGGUAAUUUAAGUCCCUUAAGUUUGCCAUUAUGGUUGCUGUGUCACAGAUGUUUUUACAUUCCAUGUACAAAUAGAAGUUAUUUCGUGGCUUCUGUAGUUUCUGAUACACUAGUUACAAAAAAAAAAAACAAAUUGAAAAAAUGUGGUUCUCAUUCUGCUUUGAAAUAAAAUGUUUUACAUCA